Molecule: messenger RNA, 2506 nt
Organism: Gymnogyps californianus (California condor)
Lineage: Eukaryota; Metazoa; Chordata; Aves; Accipitriformes; Cathartidae
Gene: CALHM4
Product: calcium homeostasis modulator family member 4
Exons: 2
Coding region: 167-1129 (320 amino acids)
Molecular function (GO): monoatomic cation channel activity
Source: RefSeq, a predicted model, not a curated record
UUUUUUGGGGGUUGUGUUUAGGCUUUUUUUGUUUGUGAGUUUGUUUGGGUUUUCUUUAAGCUGUUGGAGUUUGUUCUGUUCUAGUCUGCUAUUAAUAUUAGUUAAAUAUAACUAAAAGCUAGUAUUGACUUAAAGCAAAAGCAUCUGGUAAAGAGGAAGACCUAAAAUGACUUUCCUUCCAAAGUGGUUAACUUUUCUAAAAGGCAAAGAGGUUGUUAUUGCUAAUGCUGUAAUUGCGAUACUGACAAUUGGUGGGCAGCAACUUUUCUCUUUUUUUACAUUCAGCUGUCCCUGUCAUGUCGGGCAGAACCUUAUCUAUGGGCUGGCUUUCCUAGGAGCUCCUGCACUGAUCCUUCUGGUUGUUGGUUAUGCCCUGAAUAACCAGACUUGGAGGCUGGUUACAGGCAAAAGGUCUCCUCUUCAGGAAGAGGCUACACCAAACCGGUUACUGCAAUGCAAACUGAUCUGCUUUGUCUUGUGCAGCAUCACUGGGAGAGCCCUGGUUGCCCCAGUAACAUGGCUGGCAGUCACCCUGAUAAAUGGCUCAUAUUAUGUCUGUGCCAUGAGCGAGUAUGUCUCCGUGCAUUAUUAUGGAGCUAAUCCUAAUGUUACUGCUAGUGAACGCAGAAGGAUGUUGGCUGCAUUUCCCUGCAGUCAGUUAGUUCCCCCGGAGCUGAGCCGGGCAAGAGAUGAAGUGAUUCUCCUACUCCGAUACCAGUCACAAGUAGCUGGCUGGCUUCUGAUUGCUGUGGUAGUCAUCACUGUCUUCCUGUCUUACUGCCUGGCAAGCUGUUUCUCCCCACUCAGCUUUCUACAUUUCAGAUACUGGAGCAGCUAUGUCCAUAAUGAGCAGGAGCUCUUUGAUGAAGCAACAGACCAACACUCCAGGCUCUAUGCCAUGCAGCACGUAAGGAAGUUCUUUGGCUUUGUCCCAGGGAGUGAAAAUGUAAAGGAAAUCCGUAUCCCAUCUCUCAGAGAGUGGCAAGCCAUUUCUGGACUGGCCUUUCUAAAACGAGUGGAUGAGGAGCACUACGACUACAGCCUUCUCCAUGACUGGGCACUCAAGGAGUCUGCAAAUGGAAAAUAUCUGAAGACUGAUGAAGACCCUGUGAUCAGAACACAGUUCUGAGGGUUCAAGCCCCCACCAACACCUUGCAGAAAAGCAGGAACGUGUCUAGCUCCACAUCAGACCUGAGCUGCUCUGGAACUUUCCAAUGCCUUAUUACAUUGAUAUAUAAAGUACAGGAGCAAGGGCAUCUUGUUAAUGUAGUCCUUUAGCACAUCCUUACAGAUGCCUUUCCUGAUGGUGUCUGACUCCUGUGUGAUGUGAUGGUCUGUCUAGAUUAGGGUGGGCUGUUUCAAGCUGCAGCUCUCUGAUUUCUCAUACUUGUGCUAAAAGGAUGAGUAUGUACUGGGAGAGAAAGUUAUUUCCAAAUGCUUUUUUUCCUCUCAUUAAAAAAAAAAAUCUUUAAGAGCUAGACUUUGAUUGGAUCCUAUGAGUCAGUCCAUUCUGUGCAGAGCAAAAGCAGAUAUCCAGCUCUGUCUUAGUGACCCCUAGCAGAAAUGCCUUAUUUCUCCUCUUCCACAUCUUUCUUGUACUAUGUAAAUAAAAUAUACUGAACUAACUACAAGCUAAGUCUGUGGCUACAGCAGCACAGAAGAAACACAUGGGGAUACUUCACCAACAAAGGCUGAGUCUAGAUACAGUGAUGAGGGAACUUGCAAUUCUGGUAAGGAGAUAAAAUGGCCACUUUAUGGCCAGCCAUAGGAUGGAGGGGUACAACAUGUAGCAGCUGUACAAACAAGCACUUUACACCUGGAAAACUGAGUUCAAAUGUAUUCUGGGUGAAAGCAAUAGCAAGGUCGGUCUCCUACUCCUUUUAAAUAUAAUUCAACAUCUCUUAGUUGUUUGUGUGCUUGCCUACUGUACAAAUAGCGAAUCAGGAUGGGAAACAAAUCUCACUCUGUGCAGCAAGGUUUGCUUUGCCUGUGAUAAACUUAGAAUUUAGUCAUACUACUGUGCCCAUAAAUAUCCCUGUGAUUAAAAACUACUGAAUUUAGUGAAAGAAGGCUUAAUUAUGUUUUUGUGUUAAUUCAGUGUGGUAUGAUGUGAUGUUACUGCAUCUCAUCUCCUCUCUAACUCCCUGUGCAGACAUUUCUAAUGUCUAAGGGGGGAAAAAAAGGAAUAUCAUAGUUUUUUGUAAUGCUUCCUGUAUUGCCAUGUAUACAUGUACUUAUGUGUGCUACAAAGCCAUAUGCUAGAUUAUAGGAUGCUAUCUGCUGUUAAUAAAUGACCCCAGAGCGUUGAAGUGGGAAAAAUAUUUAGUACAUUUUACUAGAAAAUGCAGGAGCCAGAAAUAAGUUAAAUAGCAGAUCUUGGUAAAUGUGUUUGGUCUUGAAGACUUAAAUUUCUAAACAAAAGCAAGUACUUCAGCAAAUGCAAACGAUGUAUGUGCUGAAUAAUUGGAGAAUUAUGCGUAUUUUACAUCACUAAAAAAUUGUUACA